Pieris macdunnoughi is the source of this 1038-nucleotide messenger RNA. Lineage: Eukaryota; Metazoa; Arthropoda; Insecta; Lepidoptera; Pieridae. The record is from the annotation of a GenBank genome assembly.
AUGUCUAACUUCGAGGACAACCCGUUUAGUGAUCCCGCCAUUGACAAUCCCUUUGCUGACCCUGCAGUGCAGCAAGUUGCUAGGAAUACCAGUGCUGUCACUCAAGGGCUUGACGACUAUAACCCAUUUGAUGGCCAACAAAAUGCAAAUCAAUCUACGCUUCCACAACAACCAACUCAGCCUGCUAUCAUGCAAGCCGUUUCACCACCUGCAACUGGUCAAUAUACUAGACCUGGGCCAGCAGCCCAAACUCAAGCUCCACCUUCAAACUUUACAACGGCUGACUUUCAGAGACGACAAGAAGAGUUAGAGAGAAAAGCAGAAGAACUAGCAAGACGUGAGGCAGAACUACGUGCUGGCUCCGCAGGCAGAAGAAAUAACUGGCCUCCAUUGCCAUCUUUCUGUCCAGUACAACCCUGCUUUUAUCAGGACAUAAAUGUGGACAUUCCGCUAGAAUUUCAAAGGAUUGUGAGGCAUCUAUAUCACUUGUGGAUGUUUCAUUCCCUUGUACUGGCCAUGAACAUCAUUGGCGGAAUGGCCAUGAUGAUUGCCGGAAUAGACGGCGGAGUAACCGUCUUUGGCUUAUCAAUUCUGUACUUCAUUCUUCUAACACCAUUUAGCUUUAUAUGUUGGUACAGACCGAUAUACAAAGCUUUCAGAAGUGACUCCUCUUUUAAUUUUAUGGUGUUCUUCUUUAUAUUCCUUUUUCAAAUAAUUAUCACUGUGGUACAAUCUAUUGGAAUCGAGAACGGAGGCUCGUGUGGACUGAUCAUGUGCCUCGAAACAUUUGGUAAGAAUGUGGGCGUGGGAAUCGUCACUCUCAUUGUCACUAUUGGCUUUAUUACCUGCGUAGUAGCUGAUAUUUUGCUUAUGACUAAGGUCCACCGUAUCUAUCGCUCAACGGGAGCGUCGUUAGCAAAGGCCCAAGCAGAAUUCACGACCGAAAUUCUACGCAACCAACACGUGCAAACCGCUGCUUCGAACGCCGCCGCCGCCGCCGUGAACGCUCAGAUUAACGCUAACGCUAACAGAUAUUAA